Acipenser ruthenus (sterlet) is the source of this 1730-nucleotide messenger RNA. RefSeq names its product hydroxyacylglutathione hydrolase, mitochondrial. Gene Ontology annotation, biological process: glutathione metabolic process. Gene Ontology annotation, cellular component: mitochondrion. Gene Ontology annotation, molecular function: hydroxyacylglutathione hydrolase activity. NCBI's taxonomy places the organism in Eukaryota, Metazoa, Chordata, Actinopteri, Acipenseriformes, Acipenseridae. The transcript has 9 exons. The record is from RefSeq and is a predicted model, not a curated record. The coding region runs from base 307 to 1095 and encodes 262 amino acids.
UUUGGACAGAUGAAAAUGGCAAUGGAAAAGUGCAGCGUUAUUUCAUCAUAUCAUAACGUACAGUUAAAAUGUGUGGCUAUGUAUCAUAUAAAAAGUAAACUAUGUAAGUUAGAGAACAGAUAAUUCACGUUUACCAAACCGGUUUGGACAGCAAUCAUCAGAAAUACGGCACAAAAUGUACGACUACAAAAAGGAACCUGUAUGAAAAGUAUGGUGCUUUCAUGAACUGUGUGACUAGGUGCUACACAAGCGAGUGCAGCUUUAAUCCAUUCCUCUCGAAAGUCUUUACUAGUUUCACAAUCAAGCAUGAAGGUUGAACUGCUCCCAGCAUUGAUUGACAACUACAUGUAUCUUCUUAUUGAUGAGGAGACCAAGGAAGCAGCAAUUGUGGACCCUGUGGAGCCACAAAAGGUUGUGGAAGCAGUCAAAAAGCAUGGUGUGAAACUAACGACUGUUCUUACUACACACCAUCACUGGGACCAUGCAGGAGGCAAUGAGAAGAUGGUGAAGUUGGUUUCUGGGCUGAAUGUUUAUGGGGGAGACAGCAGAGUGGGGGCCCUUAACCACAAAGUCACACACUACAAUACAUUCAAGGUUGGCUCCUUGAAUGUUAAGUGCCUGUUUACACCGUGUCACACAUCUGGACACAUCUGUUAUUUUGUUACUAAAGAGAGCAGUUCAGAACCCCCUGCUGUAUUUACUGGUGAUACUCUUUUCAUUGCUGGGUGUGGGAAGUUCUUUGAAGGCACCGCAGAUGAAAUGUACAAAGCUUUGAUUGAGAUUCUUGGACGCCUGCCACCUGAAACCAGGGUUUAUUGUGGACAUGAGUACACUAUCAACAAUCUGGAGUUUGCUCAACAUGUGGAACCAAGAAAUGAUGCCAUCAAGAAAAAACUAGCUUGGGCAAAGGACAAAUAUGACAACGGUGAACCUACCAUCCCUUCCACUAUAGCUGAAGAGUUUACCUACAACCCCUUUAUGAGAGUCAGGGAGAAAUCAGUGCAGGAACAUGCUGGGCAGUCUGAUCCUGUCACUACUAUGGGUUUCAUUCGCAAAGAGAAGGAUAACUUCCGAGUGCCCAAGAACUGUCUGUAAAGUGGAAUAACAGAACAUGCUUUCUUACAUGCGCUUUUCUGGCACUACCCUGCACCCACGGUGCACAGCUAGCAGUAACUGGAACACUGAACAGCAUGCCUGACUCAUCACUUACUGCUUUGUAAAUUGAAUGUAUAAAAAAAUAAAAGAGCUCUAUAUUUUAAUGUCUAAAGCACCUUUCCUGUUCAUGGGACUAAGAAGUUUUAAAAAUGUGCAUCUUAACAUUGAGUGCAGUACGUACUUUAUUUUUAUUACAAUUAAAAAGAAAAACAGCAGGCAGAUAUUGUGUGGUCCAUUCAAGCAAUAGUGAGAACACAAAAAAAAAAAAAAAAAAAGAUAUGCAUGCAAAUGUUAAACAUCUUUGCCCAGCAUAUUUUAUUUUCUGUAUUUUUUUCUGUUUGUUUGGUCUUUGUCUAUUGCUUAUCAAUAUUAUUUAAACACUGGUUGUCAGGACUUGCAGAAAACAAUUAUCUUAAGGUACAGAUAGCAUUUUCUGAUGUAACCUUGGCUGGAGCUUUUUAAUAAUAAUUAAAACAUGUAUAAACUAUUGUUGGACUCCUAAUAUUUAACUUUAGUUAAAGAUGUGCAUGAUGCAUGUCAUAUGAGCAAUAAACCUGAUUGAUGUGGAUAAUCAA